AUGUGUCUCAACCAGUGGCAGACACUGCUAAGAGAAGCUCUUCUCGGCGCAGGUGUGAAGAUCCUCUCCACAAAGACGCCGAUCACGAUCACGACCGCGACCACGGUAGCUGUGUCCAAGAUGAUUUCGAAACUGAUCAUCCGCCGCAUUGGGAGCGUCUCGUCCACGACGGGCGACAACCCGCACGCCAUGGCCCGGAUGGUCCAACACGGCAAUGUCGACGUGAUCAUUGGGGACUGGUUUUCGGAGAUGAAAAUUGCCUGGAAUGCCAUCGCGAAGCAGCAGAGCCACGAUCUGGGCUAUGAGAGGGGCAUCUCCUUCAAGAUGCAACUUAAAAUGUGUCUAGAAAAGAGAUGUGUUUUCAAUUAG
Molecule: messenger RNA, 369 nt
Organism: Fonsecaea monophora
Lineage: Eukaryota; Fungi; Ascomycota; Eurotiomycetes; Chaetothyriales; Herpotrichiellaceae
Exons: 2
Coding region: 1-369 (122 amino acids)
Source: RefSeq, a predicted model, not a curated record